Nicotiana attenuata is the source of this 1219-nucleotide messenger RNA. RefSeq names its product adenylate kinase, chloroplastic. Lineage: Eukaryota; Viridiplantae; Streptophyta; Magnoliopsida; Solanales; Solanaceae. Gene Ontology annotation, cellular component: cytoplasm. The transcript is spliced from 7 exons. The record is from RefSeq and is a predicted model, not a curated record. Gene Ontology annotation, biological process: nucleoside triphosphate biosynthetic process. The coding region runs from base 62 to 958 and encodes 298 amino acids. Gene Ontology annotation, molecular function: ATP binding; AMP kinase activity; nucleoside diphosphate kinase activity.
CAUGAAGCUAUUAACCAGGCAUAAGAGGAGAUAGAGAAAGGGACAGCAGAGAGCAGCAGCCAUGGCUUCUUGCUCCUCUCUCAGCUUCACACCUAUCUCCUCAAACUCAAACCCCAAAAAUCAUUCCUCCUCUUCAUUAAUCCCUUCUCACCGACCCUUUACUUCCUCCCACUUAUCAUUUUCUAAAUCUUCUUCCCUUCACUCACGUCAAACCCUUUUCAGAACUCAUUGCCGGAGAGUUCCCCCUCCCAACGGUGCCAGUUUCUUGGUUUUGGGAUGUGCUAAAAAGGCAGAGCCUUUGAGGAUAAUGAUAUCUGGUGCUCCUGCUUCUGGGAAAGGAACACAAUGCGAGCUCAUUACCAACAAGUAUGGUUUGGUGCAUAUUGCUGCUGGAGAUUUACUGAGGGCAGAAAUUGCUGCAGGAUCCGAAAAUGGGAAGCAAGCAAAAGAAUACAUGGAUAAAGGGAAAUUGGUACCGGAUGAAAUAGUUGUGACGAUGGUCAAAGAACGGUUAAAUGGUCCAGAUUCUCAAGAGAAGGGUUGGCUUUUAGAUGGAUACCCUCGGAGCUCAUCUCAAGCCAUAGCACUCAAAGAAUUUGGCUUCCAACCAGACCUCUUUAUUCUUCUGGAAGUACCUGAAGAGAUUCUUGUUGAGAGAGUAGUUGGCCGUAGGCUGGAUCCAGUAACGGGGAAAAUUUACCAUUUGAAGUAUUCUCCACCAGAGACGGAAGAAAUUGCUGCUAGGCUUACUCAGCGCUUUGACGACACAGAAGAAAAGGUUAAAUUGCGUUUGCACACUCACCAUCAAAAUGUGGAGGCAGUUCUCUCCUUGUAUAAAGAUAUCACAGUCAAGGUGAAUGGAAGCGCUUCCAAGCAGGACGUAUUUGCUCAGAUCGAUGAUGCAUUAACACAGCUUCGAGAACAAAAGCAAGGAAAGUUGGGAACUGUGGCAGCAUAGAGGAACACAACAAAUUUGCAUGUAAAGACUGAGGAGUACUAUCCAAUUAGGUGAAGAAAAGAGUUCAAUCAUAGGAUGCAUUUUGAAUUUAUCAUGAAUAACUGUCAUUGUUUAUUGCCAUUCCUCUUGUAUUAAUAUGCUGAAAUACCAUGUACAGACGAGAAUAAGUGAAAAAAGAAAAAUUAUUUGUCUGGUUUUCAGCAUCUAGUUGUAUACUCAUGGUUUUUGCUUUUGAUUUUGGCCCCUCUUUUGUAUAAGUCA